Orycteropus afer afer is the source of this 867-nucleotide messenger RNA. It is a transcript of the gene CLN8, whose product is annotated as CLN8 transmembrane ER and ERGIC protein. Bases 1 to 867 code for a protein of 288 amino acids. The transcript has 2 exons. The record is from RefSeq and is a predicted model, not a curated record. Gene Ontology annotation, biological process: lipid homeostasis. Gene Ontology annotation, cellular component: membrane; endoplasmic reticulum. Lineage: Eukaryota; Metazoa; Chordata; Mammalia; Tubulidentata; Orycteropodidae.
AUGAAUCUUGAAAGCGAUGGAGCCACAUCUGAGAGCAUUUUUGAUUUGGACUAUGCUUCAUGGAAAAUUCGAUUAACACUAGCAGUAGCUGGUUUUUUCUUUUACCUGGGUGUCUUUGUUGUUUGCCACCAGCUGUCUUCUUCUUUGAAUGCCACUUAUCGCUCUUUAGUGGCCAAAGAAAAGGUUUUCUGGAACCUUGCAGCCACUCGUGCCGUCUUUGGUGUUCAGAGUACUGUUGCGGGUCUGUGGGCUUUGCUGGUAGACCCUGUUCUUCAUGCUGAUAAAGCACAUAACCAGCAGAACUGGUGCUGGUUUAAUGUUGCAACAGCAACUGGAUUCUUUUUCUUUGAAAAUGUAGCUGUUCACCUGUCCAACUUUUUUUUCUGGACGUUUGAUUUGUUUUUGGUUGUCCACCAUCUCUUUGCCUUUCUUGGAUUUCUUGGUUCAUUGAUCAAUCUCAAAGCUGGCCACUAUCUAGCUAUGAUCACAUUGCUCUUGGAGAUGAGCACUCCCUUCACUUGCAUCUCCUGGAUGCUCUUAAAGGCCGGAUGGUCGGAUUCUCUAUUUUGGAAGCUAAAUCAGUGGCUAAUGAUUCACAUGUUUCAUUGCCGCAUGAUUUUAACCUACCACAUGUGGUGGGUAUGUUUUUGGCACUGGGAUGGUUUGAUCAACAGUCUUUAUCUGCCUCAUUUUUUGCUCUUCCUUACUGGAUUGGCCCUCCUUACACUAAUAAUUAAUCCAUAUUGGACCAAUAAGAAGACUCAACAACUGCUCAGUCCAGUGGAUUGGAACUUUGCACAACCAGAAGCAAAAAACAGUCAGCCUGAAAGGACCAAUGGUCAAGUACUCCUGAAGAAGCAGCAGUAG